CACGUGCUUUCUUAGAGGUGGGAGGAGCCAAUCCAGGCCGGGCCAUGUGUGUAUAUAUAUGGAAGAUUGCAGCUCUGGAAACCAAGCAAACAUUCCUCGCUUACAGCAUGAAGGGUCUCGGAGUCAUUCUGUUCUGCGUCCUGGCGGUGGCAUCCGGCCAAAGCAGGCACGGAAGUCGACCUGGAGGCUUCCCUGGUGGAUUUCCCGGAGGCUUCCCUGGUGGAUUUCCCGGAGGCUUUCCUGGUGGAUUUCCCGGAGGCUUCCCUAGCGCCACAGCCCCACCUGCCACCUGUAGGCGCUGGUGCGAAACUCCAGAGAAUAGUUUUUACUGCUGUGAGCAUGCGCGUGAACCCGAGAGGCCCGUGGGCACCAAGCCACUUAACUGCCCACGAGUCCGUGACAUCUGCCCACCAGUACGUUUUCUUCAAGAACAGGGACCAGUACCUUGCUCCAGUGACUUCAGGUGCGGCGGCCUUGACAAGUGCUGCUUCGACAGGUGUCUGGAACAACAUGUGUGCAAGCCACCUUCCUUCUAUAACCAAUUCGGCUGAAAAGAAAAGCUAGAAUUGUUGAUUCCUGUAGAAUCCGUGACUAAUAAAGUGCACACACUCA
Penaeus monodon (black tiger shrimp) is the source of this 612-nucleotide messenger RNA. RefSeq lists its product as uncharacterized. Lineage: Eukaryota; Metazoa; Arthropoda; Malacostraca; Decapoda; Penaeidae. Bases 45 to 551 code for a protein of 168 amino acids. Gene Ontology annotation, molecular function: peptidase inhibitor activity. Gene Ontology annotation, cellular component: extracellular region. The transcript is spliced from 2 exons. The record is from RefSeq and is a predicted model, not a curated record.